Molecule: messenger RNA, 1919 nt
Organism: Ectocarpus sp. CCAP 1310/34
Lineage: Eukaryota; Phaeophyceae; Ectocarpales; Ectocarpaceae
Source: the annotation of a GenBank genome assembly
AUGUACCUGCUGAAAACACCUUGCAUCGUGGGGGGAUUGUUCAGCAACCUCAAGUACAAGGUGGAGUUCUUCCGCGAGAACAUCCUCAUCAACGACAACGUGAUGGAGUGCUGCAGGAUCUACAAGGUGGAGAAGCUGGUGUCCUGCCUGUCGACGUGCAUCUUCCCCGACAAGACCACCUACCCCAUCGACGAGACCAUGGUGCACAACGGCCCGCCGCACACCAGCAACGAAGGGUACGCGUACGCCAAGCGCAUGAUCGACGUGCUCAACCGCUGCUACAAGGUGCCAGACGAGUACGGCUGCAACUUCACAUCGGUGAUCCCCACCAACAUCUACGGCAAGGGGGACAACUUUUCCAUCGACAACGGGCACGUGCUCCCGGGACUCAUCCACAAGUGCUACAAGGCGAAGCAGGCGGGCGAGGACUUGCACGUUUGGGGCACCGGGAGCCCGCUACGCCAAUUCAUCUACAACGUCGACCUCGGCGCCCUGAUGAUCUGGACGAUGCGCAACUACCACGAGGUAGAUCCUAUCAUCUUGUCCGUCGGGGAGGAGGACGAAGUGUCCAUCGCGGACGCGGCGAAGAUGAUCGCGAGCGCGAUGAACUUCGAAGGGAACGUUGUCUUCGACACUGACAAGGUGGCUUGACUUGACUUGACUUGACUUGCAUGUGCAGCAGUAGCGUUUUUCAUGUCUACUGUUGCUACCUAGAGACAACGUUUACUUGCGGUCUUAUGGUGUAUGUAACGUUUUCAUGUUUGCGACAGACGAUCUACCUGGAGAUGAUCUUGACCGUUGUCGUUCAACUUAUAUGUACCUUGGUGCCGGGUUCGAUCGUUUUCUGUGACGAGCUCGCAGAGAGAAAGUCGUCAAAAGAUAUGCACCUAAAUAUAUCGCUUUGGACUUUUGAACGGGAAUACAGCUCGCCGUCGUCAAGGCACGCUCGUGUGGUUUUUUUCUGUCGCUCCUGAAAGCCUUGCAUACCGUCCGGCUUCCUUGGCGUAUUGACGAAUGAGAUAGAAGCUCCCUGGCUUUCGUGGGAACGUUUGGAAGUUUGAGAAGCUUGGCUUGUCUUGGUUCUUGCAUUAGGUAACCCCUCGCUUGUCACGGCCCAGGUCAGGUGAUUUUGGCGCUUUGUUUUGAUUUUGAUUUUGAUUGUGUCGAUCUUCCUCACCCCUCCUCGCCGGCGUCUCGACCCGGCACUUUGCGCUCCCCUCAGAAAGCGGCGAAUCGAGUUACUUUCGCUCUUGAAUCUCUCCUUCUCGUGGUUUGCGUGUCCGCGCGCCGCAUGUGGUUGUGUUUCCGUCCCCUACCCCCAACUCUUAAUCCGCUCUGCUGCGUCUCCCUCAAGCUGGUGGUUCCUGAUCCUGGUCGUUUGUUUUUCUUAUCGUGGACGGACUCAAGGCGGUGAGUAACCCCCCCCCCCUGACAGUCAACAACGAGAUCGGCUCUUAUGCUAUAAGUGUGUCGGGCUCCUUGUAGUGUUGGCCUUUCCCGUGCAUGUACUGCUUUAUCACGAGUCAAGCGUCGUCAGAUGUCCAAGAUCCGUGUCAGCACGCUUGCGCAGCUCUCAUUUGUUGUGGAAGAUGCUCUCGUUCGUCUUGAGCAGGCGUGGGGAGGUAGUCUUUUGCCCCGUACAUGCCAUGGCGGAAAUUUUUUUCUCAAGUGUUUAUUUUACCCUCAUCCUUAGUUACCAGGCAUGGACCGAUCACCGAUGGCCAAUCGUUCCUUUCUAUGGACGGGACGAAAAAAGCACACAGAACACACUCACGUAAGGUAGGCUACAACUGUUUGAGAUGCAUCGCGCACGAUCACCUUCCGUUGAUGUCGCCGACAAACGCUGCCUUCAGUCCCAUGCUAUGCCCUCGACACACCGCUCACGUUGCCGUACACAGGCGUGCGACUGGUUCUGCGAG